Molecule: messenger RNA, 462 nt
Organism: Colletotrichum navitas
Lineage: Eukaryota; Fungi; Ascomycota; Sordariomycetes; Glomerellales; Glomerellaceae
Exons: 1
Coding region: 1-462 (153 amino acids)
Source: RefSeq, a predicted model, not a curated record
AUGCUUCCAUUCUCGAAUCAGCGUCGUCGCUCCCAGGAUGAUGCCGGCGAGCCCGACCCAGAAGCGGACCACCUCAUCCCCACGCGGAAACGCCGGCACCGCGUCCGCGUCCAAGGCCGACUCGCCGUCGUCCGCAGCGUGUCCACAGCGAACCUGCGGCCCGCAACGUCCGUGGCCCCGGCGCUCCCAUCCCCGGUCGCAGCAGCCGCGAGCGGAACGACGACCCCGGCGACGCCCCGGUUCGAGUCAGGCGUCGCCGGCACCACGGACGCGCCCCUGCGGAGGAGGAAAAGCCUCGACGACGCGAGCAGCGACUGCACCGAGGAGGACGACGCGAAAGAAACGGCGGUGCGGGACCGCCAGCUCAGGGGGUACGGGAUCGGCGGCGCCGGGAAUAUCAGUGAGUUUCUUGCCCCGUUUUCCCUGGGCUCCGGCAGCGGCAGCAUCGAAAACAGAGACUGA